AUGAAGCGAGACGAAGAGGGUGCGACGGAGGGCUUUGUGCGACAGGGGACAGCGCACACUGACAACAACGCCUCUUGGGCGGCACCGGCGGCGACCAGCAGCAGCCUCGUCGACCAUGACAGCAGCGCCAGUCGUCGUCCCUUGUCACUGCUGCGGACGCUCCUCGCACCACCCGGCGGCGCUCUGUACGCGCCGGUCAGGGCGGCCGUGGUGGCCGACGGGCACGGCGUCGCGGCCGGGCUGGUGACGGCGGCGGUGCUCGCGAACCACGUCCGGCGGGUGCUGGCGCCCUGGCUGGGCCAGUUCCUGUGGUGGCAUCCCGUGCAGGCGAUGCGGCUGGCCAGGGGCGCGCCGCACGUCUUCAUCGCGCAGCAGCUGCGGAGCGCCGCGACGCUGGCCCCCGCCUCGCGCUGGCUGCUGCAGACGGGUGCGCUGGCGCUUCUCCGACGCGGCGUGCUGGCCGACGUGCUGAGCCGAGGAGGCGGCAGCAGGGACGCGACUGCGGCAUGCCUGACCGACGCAGGCCGCAUCCUCUACCUCGCCUUGUGUCUGAUGCGCAUCGAGUACGCAUAUGCGGAAGCGUGCUGGGCCGCGUCGUGGGCCUACGCCGUCUGCGUCCGGGCAGCGACGGCCGAGAGACACUGGUGCACGCCGCUGCUGACGGGCGAGGACAGCUCCGAGGACGCGCCGCGACAGUGGCGCGGCAUGCUGCUCGUCGCAUCGCUCCUGCUCUGGUGGCUGUGGCGCGUCGGGGUGCGCCCUCUGCGCCGCCAUGGCCUGACGGGCGUGGCCUUGUCGGGCGUGCCUGUCGUCGUCGGGCUGGUGGGCGUCGGCACCGCGCACAUCAUCCGCUAUGCCAACAAGUACUUUAUAUGGCUGGAGAUGAGCGAGAUGCUCUUGACGUGGGUGUGGUUGAUACUGGGUUUGGGUGUCGUUGUGGUGUGGAGGCUGUGUGACUGA
Messenger RNA from Cordyceps militaris CM01, 960 nucleotides. RefSeq lists its product as uncharacterized. Bases 1 to 960 code for a protein of 319 amino acids. Lineage: Eukaryota; Fungi; Ascomycota; Sordariomycetes; Hypocreales; Cordycipitaceae. The record is from RefSeq and is a predicted model, not a curated record. The transcript has a single exon.